Molecule: messenger RNA, 666 nt
Organism: Nematocida ausubeli
Lineage: Eukaryota; Fungi; Microsporidia
Exons: 1
Coding region: 1-666 (221 amino acids)
Biological process (GO): endoplasmic reticulum to Golgi vesicle-mediated transport
Cellular component (GO): Golgi apparatus
Molecular function (GO): SNAP receptor activity
Source: RefSeq, a predicted model, not a curated record
AUGAGUGAGAAGAAGGCAUGUUUGUUUUCAAUUAUUCUCUUUAGCAAGGAGGGCGAGAAAGUAAGUCUGUUCCUGGAGGAAUACUCUCUGGGGUCAUUCAGCUUCUUCAAAAGAACCCCCUUUCAAGAAAUGAUUAGGUUUAUUUCCAAUAGAAUUGUGCAGAACAUAGAGACAGACAGGUCUCAGGAGUUUGUGCAUAAAAUGGAGGAAGGCGACAGCUAUAAGUUCUUUGUGAGGGAAAGAAGGAAGUAUAUUUUUGUUAUCUCCUCCCUCCUGGAGUAUCCAAUCCCUACGCUCUGUCUUCUCAUUGACGAUAUUGCAAAGCACAUCCAGGAUGCAAACAUGGCGUAUCCGGCUGGAGACAGCGAGGCGCUUUUCCCAGAGGAGAAGAAAGUUAAGAUAAAGGAGGAAAAAGCAAAGCUAAAGUCCUUUGUAAAACAGCAAAUAAAGGAGUACCAGAACUACGAAGAGAAAGACGUAAUGCUGCAGAUCCAGAAUGAGCUUGACGAUGUCCACAAUCUGCUCUCUAAGACUGUGGAGAGCGCAAUAGGAAGAGGGCAGAAGUUGCACGACUUAAUAAACUCUGCAGAGCAGCUCUCCUUCCAGACAAAAAGUCUAUAUAGGCUGAGCAAGAAGCAGAACCAGAAGUGCUGUGGAAUUAUGUGA